Molecule: messenger RNA, 1463 nt
Organism: Otolemur garnettii (small-eared galago)
Lineage: Eukaryota; Metazoa; Chordata; Mammalia; Primates; Galagidae
Gene: RNF170
Product: ring finger protein 170
Exons: 8
Coding region: 246-1022 (258 amino acids)
Molecular function (GO): ubiquitin protein ligase activity
Source: RefSeq, a predicted model, not a curated record
ACGCGCCUCACGGAAGCUCGGCAGUGCGCGUGCGCCUGUGUCGGCACUCCAAAUUAAAAAAGAGACAGCUAGUGGUUGUCCGGGAGGGGUGGCGGGAGCAGUCCCCGGAAACAGUCUCUGUCCUCUGUCACCGGGAAUUGGCGAGGUAGCUCCUCCGCGGGCCGAGGAAAUGCAGCCACAGAGUGAUUCUAUAUUCCAGUCCAAUGAAUUCUGAACCAUAAGCUGAGCUUGGUUUCAGACCUGGAAUGGCCAGAUAUCAAGGUGAAGUUCAGAGUUUGAAACUGGACGAUGAUUCAGUUAUAGAAGGAGUAAGUGACCAAGUGCUUGUGGCAGUCGUGGUCAGUGUCGCUUUGGUUGCUACCCUGGUGUAUGCACUUUUCAGAAAUGUACAUCAAAAUAUUCACCCAGAAAACCAAGAGCUAGUAAGGGUGCUUCGAGAGCAACUUCAAACUGAACAGGAUGCUCCUGCUGCCCCCCGACAGCAGUUCUACACCGACAUGUACUGUCCCAUCUGUUUACACCAAGCCUCCUUCCCUGUUGAAACGAACUGUGGACACCUUUUUUGUGGUGCCUGCAUCAUUGCUUACUGGCGGUACGGCUCAUGGCUCGGGGCGAUCAGCUGUCCAAUCUGUAGACAAACGGUAACUUUACUCCUGACAGUAUUUGGUGAAGAUGAUCAGUCUCAGGAUGCUGUAAGAUUACAUCAAGAUAUUAAUGAUUAUAACCGGAGAUUCUCAGGGCAGCCCAGAUCUAUUAUGGAGAGAAUUAUGGAUCUCCCCACUUUACUGAGGCACGCAUUCAGGGAAAUGUUUUCAGUCGGGGGCCUUUUCUGGAUGUUCCGCAUUAGGAUAAUACUUUGCUUAAUGGGAGCUUUCUUCUACCUUAUAUCACCUCUGGAUUUUGUGCCUGAAGCCUUGUUUGGAAUUCUCGGCUUUCUAGAUGAUUUCUUUGUUAUCUUUUUGCUGCUCAUCUACAUCUCUAUUAUGUAUCGAGAAGUGAUAACCCAAAGGCUAACCAGAUGAAAACAGUGCGAGUUUACUGGAGUAUCUGAGCUCAUGUAAAAAAAAACAACAGAAGGACCCGUGGCAGUAUAAAGCAUUAGAAUAUUAUCUUAGCAGCUUAACACCGCUGUGUGACAAAACAUUUGAUUAUCAUCUGACAAAUGCCUCGCGAUACAUAACUGGAACUUUACAUGCUGCAGGCACCAAUGUUAAGUUUAGAAUUAUAAUCUACAGUUGUAUCUUGAUUCUGUGUUGUCUGGAAACAAAUACGGAAUUAUAUAAAAAGGGAUGCUUUUAUAUCUUUUUCUUUUCCCUAAAAUUACUUAAAUUGGAUGUAUAGUAAGAUACUGUUAAAUGUACUGUUUAUCCAGUUGUUCCUCCUCAGUGGGUACCUACAUGAGGAUACAUAGCUGUGAAACUCAUCGUAAUUAUUUUCGUUAAAAUAAACUACCAUACGAUACU